Molecule: messenger RNA, 477 nt
Organism: Canis lupus familiaris (dog)
Lineage: Eukaryota; Metazoa; Chordata; Mammalia; Carnivora; Canidae
Gene: IL7
Product: interleukin 7
Exons: 5
Coding region: 1-477 (158 amino acids)
Biological process (GO): immune response
Cellular component (GO): extracellular region
Molecular function (GO): growth factor activity; interleukin-7 receptor binding
Source: RefSeq, marked provisional
AUGUUCCAUGUUUCUUUUAGGUAUAUCUUUGGAAUUCCUCCCCUGAUCCUUGUUCUGUUGCCAGUAGCAUCUUCUGAUUGUGAUAUUGAAGGCAAAGACGGCAGAGAGUAUCAGCACGUUCUAAUGAUCAGCAUCAAUGACUUGGACAUCAUGAUAAAAAAUCGUACCAAUUGCUCGAAUAAUGAACCUAACAUUUUAAAAAAACAUGCAUGUGAUGAUAAUAAGGAAGGUAUGUUUUUAUAUCGUGCUGCUCACAAGUUGAAGCAAUUUGUUAAAGUGAAUAACAGUGAGGAUUUCAAUCUCCACUUAUCAAGAGUUUCACAGGGCACAUUACAAUUGUUGAACUGUACUCCCAAGGAAGACAAUAAAUCUUUAAAGGAACAGAGAAAACAGAAGAGCUUGUGUUCCCUAGGGAUACUACUACAAAAGAUAAAAACUUGUUGGAACAAAAUUUUGAGGGGCUCUAAAGAACAUUGA